Molecule: messenger RNA, 898 nt
Organism: Rotaria sordida
Lineage: Eukaryota; Metazoa; Rotifera; Eurotatoria; Philodinida; Philodinidae
Source: the annotation of a GenBank genome assembly
AUGGUACCAUACGAAUUUCGUCCAAAUCAAAUUUUUGAUGAAAGAAAACAUAUUAUUGACGCAGUGGCCAAACAAUAUCUUGAACAGGCUACUAGUGAUGUACAUCAUCUUGUUCCAGUCAAAGUCGCUCCUAAUGGAAAUUGUUUGUACUAUUCUAUUCUUGUUCUAAUGAAUAAUCCAGCAGUGACAACGAGUGAAUUACGAGUUCGAACAAUUAUUGAACUUGUUACGAAUGAAACUUAUUAUUCAAACACGUACUCACCUUUCGUCGGUCCUAUCGACAUUGCAAUCCAAACUGUAUGUAAAGAUCAUACAUUUUCUGAAUUGUAUGAAAUUGCUGCAUUAUGCAAUGUACUUAAAUGUAACAUACGAACGGUCUAUCCACAAAUUGACGUCGGAAACUAUACAGCUAUGGCCAAUAAUAUCUUUCAUCCUUGUCUACCUAUUGUUGCUAAUUGUGAAAUUAAAAUAUUGUGGUCACACACCUUAAGCGAAAAAGAAGCAAGAAUUGUAAAUAACUCCACAUGGAGUCCGAAUCAUUUUGUUCCUCUUCUGCCACCAUCUGUUCAACGUGAAUUCGAUACUAAUAAUCAAUCAGCGUCAAUUCUUGUGACUCCUGAAAAGCAAACAUUUAAGAAUAAUUCUGUUAUCCAAAUACGAAUUCCUGAAUUUCAAUUAACUCCUAGCAGACGUUUACGAAGUGAAAUUAAUAUAGACACUCUUUCUUGUCAAUCGAUCAUACCCGAUGAAAUAUUGAAAGAUCAGAAUGACAAAGAAGAACACCGUCAACUUCAACUUGAAAAGAAACGAGAACAAGCUCAAUCUAGCCGAACGAAUGAAACCGAACAACGGCGCCAAAAUCGACUUGAAAAGAAGAGAGAACAGACUCGAUCCAGUC